AUGAGAAAGCAGUUCAAAGGCUCUCGAAGUGGACACCAUCAUUAUCUUCAGAGACUACGAUCAAAGUUGCUUACAGCACUUUACUCAAACACACAUGGAGUUGCCGCAGCAUUCACUAUUCAGAAUAAUAUUAUACAAGUCAACCCAUCACUCACUCGCCAGUCAAAGUCGUCGAUCUACUAUCACCGCAAGAAAUUGAGUGCUCAAGGAACGUAUCAUCCUCUUCUUCAUGGUGGAAAACGAUACUCUCUGCUUGAUGAUGUCAGGUUUGAGCAGCUGAAGGAUUUCCUCCAUAGAUACAUACUCGAGGCGCAACCAGAGAGUCUCAAAGAGAUAGUUGACCAUGUCAACACUCAGGUCGAGGACAUCCAGUUCAGCAGAUCAUACAUACGAAAUGUCAUCUCAGAACACCUGAUGUUCUCGUGGAAGGUGCCAAUCACAGUCCAGCAUCAGAAGUUCACCUUGGAGAACCUAGAGAGAUAUGUCUACUUCUGUCAUUGGAUCAGCCAAGUCGAUCUUGAUUCUGUUUACUGGCUUGAUGAAUCUACCUUUGAGUCCAAGAAGUGUUGGAAGAGAAAGUUGUUGGCCCCUAGAGGCAGAGUGCAACCCAUUCGCGUCAACAGAGAGUCCUUCAGGGAGUCCUUCUCGUUGAUGGCCAUGAUCUGCAUCCUUCCUCGACACAAUCAAAAACGCGUUCAACAAGUAUUCUAG
Messenger RNA from Acytostelium subglobosum LB1, 711 nucleotides. RefSeq lists its product as hypothetical. Lineage: Eukaryota; Evosea; Eumycetozoa; Acytosteliales; Acytosteliaceae. Bases 1 to 711 code for a protein of 236 amino acids. The transcript has 2 exons. The record is from RefSeq and is a predicted model, not a curated record.